AUGGUGCUUGACCUAAAUGGGCGUGUCCUAGCUGCCCCCCCCCCGGAAGAACUGAACCCUGCCCCCCCUGCAGGUCCAGGACCAGCCAGAGACCGGGUCCAGGUCCGGGUCCAGCGCCGCCACGUUAGCUUCCUGCUGUACGCCGUCGUGUCUUCGGCUGCCGUGGCAACGAUCUUCAUCACGCUGGGCCUCCUCGUCUUCAUCAUCCUCCACCGCAAGAUCUGGUCCCUGGCCGCCGGUCCCGCCGGACCAGCAGGACCCCCCAGACCCCCCAGAUCCACCGGCCCCCCCUCCCAGGACCUGCUGCUCCUGCUGGCCGUCCUGCUCUCCGUCUCCUCGGUCCUGGUCUCUGGUCUGGACGGAUCCUCGGUACCGGACUGGAUCCAGGAGAUCUGCUGUUCUGUCCGGCUCUGGUUCCUCUCCCUGGGUCACUCCGUGGGCUUGGCGGUUCUGUUCACCAGAACCUGGAGGAUCUACUCCCUCUUUACCGUCCAGCAGAAGGAGACCCGUCUGCAGCGGGCCGGUCGGAUCCAGGUCUGGUUCUUCCUGCUGGAGGUUCUGGUUCUGACCUGCUGGCAGGUCCUGGACCCCCUAAGACGGGUUCAGGUCCAGCACCGGCCCCAGGGCGACCCGGACCUGCUGAUCCGGUUCUACUCCGACCAGUGCAGCAGCACCAGCCUGGACCUGUGGCUGACGGCCGUCUACGGAUACCGAGCUCCGCUGCUGGGUCUGGGCUGUUUCCUGGCCCUGAACAUCCGGGUCAAACCCCUGAGCUUCUCCAUGUUAGCGGUGUCGGUGUCCAGCGUGUCGGGGGUGUCGGGGUCGCUGCUGAUUACCCACAAUCCCCCUCUUCACUUCCUCCUGAGCAGCUUCCUCAUCCUCACCUGCAGCAUCGUCAUCCUGGGCUGCCUGUUCGGACCCCAGGUGUCUUACGUGUUAUCUAGCGGCGGCGAGACGCAGCAGCAGCUGGACCGACCAGACGAGGCCCCGGACGGGGAACCAGAUGAGGAAUCAGACGAGGUCCCGGACGGGCCCCGUCAGGACCAGCUGAGGAGGCUGAACGACCGGCUGAAGAGCCAGAGCCAGCAGCUGGACGUGCAGAUACACACCAUCAUGAUGGAGCUAGCGGAGCUAGCGGAGCCGGAGCUCGGUCGACGCUUGACGGGAGACAAACGCGGUAAAGGUUCAGUUCUCACGUUUCCUCGGCCCGGACCAGGUUCUUGUUUGACCCGGUUUGUCUUCACCAGCAGCUGA
This is a messenger RNA of Cololabis saira (Pacific saury), 1254 nucleotides long. Its product is annotated as gamma-aminobutyric acid type B receptor subunit 2-like. Gene Ontology annotation, biological process: gamma-aminobutyric acid signaling pathway; G protein-coupled receptor signaling pathway. Bases 1 to 1254 code for a protein of 417 amino acids. The transcript has 9 exons. Lineage: Eukaryota; Metazoa; Chordata; Actinopteri; Beloniformes; Belonidae. Gene Ontology annotation, molecular function: G protein-coupled GABA receptor activity. Gene Ontology annotation, cellular component: membrane; G protein-coupled receptor heterodimeric complex. The record is from RefSeq and is a predicted model, not a curated record.